Molecule: messenger RNA, 411 nt
Organism: Staurois parvus
Lineage: Eukaryota; Metazoa; Chordata; Amphibia; Anura; Ranidae
Source: the annotation of a GenBank genome assembly
UUCACUAUAUCCGCUCUCCCCGGACCCCGCAUUCACUAUAUCCGCUCUCUCCGGACCCCGCAUUUACUGUAUCCCGCUCUCCCCGGACCCCGCAUUCACUGUAUCCGCUCUCCCCGGACCCCGCAUUCACUGUAUCCGCUCUCCCCGGACCCCGCAUUCACUGUAUCCGCUCUCCCCGGGACCCCGCAUUCACUGUAUCCGCUCUCCCGGACCCCGCAUUCACUGUAUCCGCUCUCCCCGGACCCCGCAUUCACUAUAUCGCUCUCCCCGGACCCCGCAUUCACUAUAUCCGCUCUCCCCGGACCCUGCAUUUACUGUAACCGGUCUCCCCGGACCCUGCAUUCACUAUAUCGGGUCUCCCACAGUACACAUAACAUGGAAGUGCAAUUAAUUUAGUAAACAAACUGCUAA